GUAUGCAAAUUAAGGUACCGCCUACUUUGUAGAGGUACGUGCGUAAUCUGCACAUGCGCAGUAGCUUUACUGCCACUUAAACAUUGUAUUAGCUAUAAAACAAAGAGGUAAGACUAUACGUUUAAAGUUUUGUUCAAUUUGUCAUUAAUUUGGCUAUUUGAGUAUAAGUUAAAAUAAACAGAAAAUGUAGAGAGCCUAAUUAAACUGGUAGAUAGCUAGCUUGUUAAGAUAUAUUUAUAAAUCAAAAUUUUUUUCCCAAAUCAUUAUGAGUCAUUAAUACUAAUCCAUAUUUCAGUCUUUCGAUUUUCGUACUAUGUGUCAAAUUACGCUUUUUAAAAUCUAAAACGGUGAAAUGAAAUCCCUCAGUCUCGUUAUGGCGGAGUGUAGUUUUUUUGACUGCGCUAAUGGUUCGUGAACACCUCACAGGAAGUAGGAUAAGAACUACAAUACCCAUCUGCCCCCGCGGUCACUGGUUAACUAAUUACACGGCUGUUUCCAAUUGCGCUGAUGAGAGAUUUUCCAAUUUCUUCAAAACCAAAUAUAACCGAAGGUAAGUUGUUUGGUUUUGUACUUUAUGUUUGUAGCUUUUUAUUUGCGUGUUUCAACACGUUAUUUUUAAUUAAUAGCAAUGGUAAAGUGGUUAAAUGGAUUGUUAUGCCAGCGGACUUUAAUUGCCAGCUGAGCUCGCGCACGCCUUCUCUAUCAAGCACAUUAGAAAGUCUGAUAAUAAAACAACUCCGAUGGUUGAAAUGGGAAUGUUUAGUGGUGUUUAUACUUUAAUCCAACUAGCUUCACCACGCAGUCGAAUAGUUAAUUUAUAUAAAAAAAAAUCAAGCUUAAUUCUUUAAUGUUCUGUGCAACCGUUUGGUAGCCCACAUGUUGACUUAUUAUAUUUCUUUAACAAUUUUUAAAAAAUGUAACACAAGCUGAUUGGGCAACCCUUUGGUAGAGGCCUAUAUUUAAAUAAUUAUGGGGUCUGUUAAAAAAAAAAGUUAUAUAUUAUUAGCCUGGCCAAGCACAGCUCAUUAGUAGAUAUGAAUUUGUUUUGUUAAUAAUCUUGGUGUGGUGCGACUCAGUGCUGUAACUGUGAUCUGAUCUGUCUGAACAACGUGCUUUAUUACACUUACAAACAUGUUUUCAUCAUCAGAAACAUCACUGGGGAAAAGAAAAACUCAAAAAUCACACUAACAUUUUCUGGUAGAGUUAAAAUGCCACGAAGGAUCAGCCCUCUCACAGAUGCCAUUUAUUAUGUCACUACCAAGAGUGACCAGACAUCUAAGCUAGAGGUGAAGUACAUAAGUUCAGAGAAAGGGCGUGGUAUCUUCACUCUAACUUCAUUUGACAAAGGUGAUUUUGUGGCAGAGUACCGAGGAGAAAUGAUUGAUUUCAUCGAGUCUCAAAGAAGGAGAAGAAUUUACCACGAUGCAUGUGGUGUGUUUAUGUUCGACUUCAAGUGGAAGGGAAAAACUUGGUGUAUUGAUGCUGCAAAAGAAGAUGGAUCUUUUGGUAGGCUUGUUAAUGAUGACCACAAGCACCCAAAUUGCAGAAUGAAGAAGAUUGAAGUGGAUAGGAGGCCACAUCUUUGUCUCUUUGCAUUAAAAGACAUUAAACAAGGACAAGAAAUUACAUAUGAUUAUGGAGGAACAGACUGGCCUUGGCGUAGCAAGGUUAUGGAGGACAACCCUGAUGAGAACAAUGUCCAAGAAAAACAUCCAUCACAGUCUACAUCUCUUCUGGAUCAUAAUACUGCUACUAGUGCAUCAGUGACUGAACAGCAUUCUUCAUCAGAAGACAGUGAUGAACAAGAUAUGUGCAUACCAAGGUUAAGGAGGACCAAAAGUGUCUUUAUGAAAGACUUAAUUCCUGAUGCUUCAGAUGAGCUCUUUGAUUCUACUCCAGACAGUGGAGAGGAAUAUGUUCCAAACUCCAAAGAUGACAGUGAUGAGAGCAGUUCAGAGAGUAGCAUGAUCGUUAAACCUUUAAAUUUGUGUCGGUCAGACACAGACCCUGUUCUUCCCAGCAGUUCUGUCCCUGAUAGCACCACCCCAAAUGUCAUGGACAAAAGCAGUCAUGAGACCAUGGAAGUAACUGAUCAUUCUCAAGUUAGAGACAGUGAUGUAGCUUGCAUCAGUCCAACGAAUGUUCAGAAAAAUGCAAGAGUAGUUGUAAAUUCAGUCAAAAGAAAACAUGAUGGUGGUAGGGUAUACAAUAAGAAACACUAUUGUCUGUUUUGCUUCAAACCUUAUAACAAGAUGGCAAGACAUUUGGAAUAUGUGCAUUCCACUGAAAAAGAAGUAACUGAAGGAUGCCAGUUUCCAAAGGGUUCUAUGCAAAGAAAAAUGUUUUUUAAUGAUCUUCGACACAGAGGCAACUAUGCACACAAUGCAGCUGUAAUGAAGUCAGGCGAAGGAGAACUGGUUCCGUACAGACAACCACAAAAUCAAACAGAAGGCACUGAAUUUAUGCAUUGUGCAUAUUGCCAAGGGCUGUUUACCCGGAAGGUUCUCUGGAGGCAUAUGAAAAGCUGUAAAUUGAGCACUAAAGAUAAAAUCUCAAGACCUGGAAAAAAUCGUGUCCAAGCUCUCUGUUCAUAUGCACAACCUGUAUCUUCAAACAUAAGCAAAGCAUUAUGGAAGACAGUAAGCCACAUGAAUCUAGAUGAAAUCACAGCUGCUGUCAAAAAUGACUGCUGCAUCAUUCAGGUGGGAGAACACUUGCUGAACAAAGGUGGAAUAUCUGCUAAGAAUGAGGCAUAUGUCCGACAGAAGUUGCGAGAGCUGGGAAGGUUACUGGUCAGUGGCAGCAAAGUUGCAUCUUUGAAAAGAAUGGAAGAUUUCCUAGAUCCACAGAACUAUAUGAAGACAGUUAAAGCUGUUAGACAUGCAUGUGGAUAUGAUUAUCAAACCAACACAUACAGAACACCUUCACUUGCAAAAAAACAUGGAAUAAGCCUAAUGAAGCUUAGUAAGCUUACAAAAGCUAAAGCUUUGAUUAACAAGGAUGUUGACUUGGCACAGAAAGUCACUGGAUUUCAAGAUGUGCAUAAGGAACAGUGGUGUGAUUUGAUCUCUGCAACAGCUGCACGAAAUAUAGAAGAAUUAAAGUGGAAUGCACCUACUGUGUUGCCAUUUACAAAGGACGUGCAAAAGCUUCACACCUUCCUUGACAAAACACAAGAUGAAUGCGUCAAGCAGUUAUCAUCAGUGUCUUCUACAAAAUACUGGUCCGAACUUGCCAAAACCAUUUUAACUCAAAUCAUCCUGUUCAACCGCCGCAGAGAGGGAGAGGUAUCAAGUAUGCCUUUAUCUGCAUUUUUAACCAGGGACACCUCUGAUCCACAUGCUGAUGUAGACUGGGCAUUGUCUGAAGUUGAGAAGAAACUGUGCAGACAUUUCUCAAGAAUUGUCAUCAGGGGAAAAAGAGGACGUCCAGUUCCUGUUCUACUGACACCAAAAAUGCUGGGUGCAUUGGAGUUGCUCGUAAAGAACAGGGAGACUUGUGGAGUGCUAAAGGAAAAUGUUUAUCUUUUUGCUCGGCCAACAGCAAUGUCGCAUUACAGAGGCUUGGACUGCAUCCGUAACUUUGCCAAGCAUUGUGGUGCAGAUAGUCCAUAUGCACUUACAUCCACAAAAUUACGAAAACAGGCAGCAACUCUUUCUACAGUCCUAAAUCUGAGGGACACGGACUUGGAUCAGUUAGCAAACUUUCUUGGACAUGAUAUCCGAAUUCAUCGGGAAUACUAUCGCCUUCCUGAAAAGACCCUACAGCUUGCAAAAGUCAGCAAAGUGCUUAUGGCGUUAGAACAAGGAAGAGUUGGGCAGUUUAAGGGCAAGAAUUUGGAUGAGAUCACUAUUGAUCCAAAUGAGGAAAUGGAGUUAAACAGUGAUGAAAUAAUGAGUGAGGAAGGUGAGAAAUGUGAAGAACAUGAAGAUGUCGGGGUGCCACCAGUGGACACUGAAAUCGUGCACACCGUGGAGAUGAAUUCUCUUCAAAGGUCUUCUAAAGGUAAAACUUCUACUCUGAAAAAGAGGAAGGCUUGGGAAGUAAACGAGGUCACCGCAGUGGAGAGACAUAUGAAGACUUUCAUCAUGUCAUGCCGUGUCCCAGGGAAGUUGGCCUGUCAAAACUGCAUUACAGCUGAGCCUUUAGCUCUUAAAGAUAGAGACUGGCAAAGUGUCAAAUUCUAUGUCUACAAUCACAUUGUAGCUUAUAAGAGAGAUCUAAACAAGAAUGAUUAGAUAAGAUGGAUAAUGGCACUUUGGUACUUUUUCUAGUUCUUCUUUAAGUUAUGUUCCAUCUCUAGGCUAUCACGUUAAUGAACCAGUCAGCAUUUAUUUCAUAAUAAACUAAUCAGGAGCAGAUCAAGUAUUUCAAUAUUUAUAAGAACCCUUACCUACACAUUGAUACUGCAUCCAAUCAAAUUUAUUUUGGCCACCUCCUUCCAUUUUACUGCCACUGCCUUUUGUUUGAGCAAUAAAAGCUCCAAUGUGCUGCCCAUUUAUUUGUUUAGCCUAGCUAGCUUGGCAAAUGUUGUUAAAUUGUUAGCUGCCACUUUUUAGAGUAGUCAGUUUAGGUAGAUAAAUAAAGAUUAAGGCCAUAUUCAUGUUUUGGAAAAAAUCCUUUCAUUUGUGUAUACUAAGUAAUGUGCAGUAUGCAAGGUUUGAGGUGAUUGUAAGGGUCAAAAUUUUUAUUUUGGUUGCUGAAAGUUUUUGAUCCAAAUACUUGAAUGCAAUUUAUUUGUAAUUAGUUAAUUAUGAAGUAAAUGCUAGUCAGGCCUAGCCAGUUAUAGAAUGUUCAGUGCUUGUUAUAGUAUGUUAUAGAGAAUACUCAUUUACUUUUGGAUGUUGAUGUAAGUGUAAAUAAGAGUUGUGCUUUUAACAGCUUUGUAUUACACUAAAUAUGAGAGAGUUUAUUCAUAGUACAUGUGAGCUUUUAGUAAAUUUAAUGAGACUUUCUGUUGACUUUGGCAGUAAAGAAGCUCAAGACUCAAGUUGUCUGUUAUGUUAAAUAAACAGGGCUUUUCCUGA
Messenger RNA from Tachysurus fulvidraco (yellow catfish), 5027 nucleotides. RefSeq lists its product as uncharacterized. The record is from RefSeq and is a predicted model, not a curated record. NCBI's taxonomy places the organism in Eukaryota, Metazoa, Chordata, Actinopteri, Siluriformes, Bagridae. The transcript has 9 exons. Gene Ontology annotation, molecular function: protein binding. Bases 1209 to 4238 code for a protein of 1009 amino acids.